This is a messenger RNA of Lagopus muta (rock ptarmigan), 2728 nucleotides long. It is a transcript of the gene UNC50, whose product is annotated as unc-50 inner nuclear membrane RNA binding protein. The transcript has 5 exons. The record is from RefSeq and is a predicted model, not a curated record. The coding region runs from base 1 to 978 and encodes 325 amino acids. NCBI's taxonomy places the organism in Eukaryota, Metazoa, Chordata, Aves, Galliformes, Phasianidae. Gene Ontology annotation, cellular component: Golgi membrane.
AUGGCGGAGGGACCGCGCUACAUCUCGCUCAAGCGCCGCUACCGGCGACGGGCCGCCAUAUUGGAGCGCGCGCGGAUUUCCGGCCUGAGCGCCCCGCCCGACGGCGGCCGCUACGCGUGCGCGGCGUCGCCGGAAGCGGAACGGGCGGCGGAGCGGGUGGGGUCAGGCGCCGCCGUCCGCCGUCCUUUCCGCGGCGCGAUGCUGCCCACCACCUCGGUGGGGGCCCGCAGUCAGGGCAACGGCGCGCUCAGCCCCCGCGAUGCGGCGCGGCACACGGCCGGCGCCAAACGGCACAAGUACCUGCGGCGGCUGCUGCACGUGCGGCAGAUGGACUUCGAGUUCGCUCUGUGGCAGAUGCUGUACCUGUUCACCUCCCCGCAGCGGGUCUACAGGAACUUCCACUACCGGAAGCAGACCAAGGACCAGUGGGCGCGGGACGAUCCCGCCUUCCUGGUGCUCCUCAGCGUGUGGCUCUGCGUGUCUACUGUAGGAUUUGGAUUUGUGCUGGACAUGGGGUUUUUUGAAACAAUAAAGUUGCUGCUUUGGGUUGUAUUCAUAGACUGCGUAGGUGUUGGUCUCCUGAUAGCAACACUGAUGUGGUUCAUUUCUAACAAGUACUUGGUAAAGCAGCAGAACAGAGACUAUGAUGUGGAGUGGGGAUAUGCCUUUGACGUUCAUCUGAAUGCUUUCUAUCCACUCCUGGUCAUUUUGCAUUUUAUCCAGCUGUUUUUCAUCAACUAUGUCAUCAUACCUAAUUCAGUCAUUGGAUAUUUUGUUGGGAACACAUUAUGGCUGAUUGCAAUUGGCUAUUAUAUCUAUGUGACAUUCCUGGGAUACAGCGCAUUGCCCUUUCUGAAGAACACAGCUAUCCUUCUGUAUCCGUUUGCUCUCCUCAUUGUGCUCUAUUUGAUCUCAUUAGCAUGCGGAUGGAACUUCACCAAGAUGCUUUGUUCCUUUUAUAAGUACAGAGUGAAAUAAAAACAGGACUUCAUUUAUCUACUGAUUAUUUUCGCUUUAUCAUCUUAGCUGUCUUGAUGGCAAAAAAAACAGUUAAGAACUGAUUGUAAAUGGUUGUAAAUUUCUCUUUAUUGUAGAUAAUUGUGUAAAAAAAAAAGUUUGAAGUGUCUUUUUUUUAUUAAAAUAUUUACACCAGUAAACAUGUUAGCAAUUUUGUUCAAAUACUUUUGCAGUACAUUCCUACAAACAAUUGUACAUCUGUAACUUAACUGCAACAAGUCUAUGUAGCAUAACUCUUACUGCAGCUAUUUUGCACAUACUGGCAUAAGCUCUACAUUACAUGGGUUUUAAGUGACACCAAAGAGCAUUUUGAUAUAAGAAUAAUAUUGGAACACCUUGCCUUGGGACUGCAUGAAAGUAGAAGUGUUGUUAAUACUGUUGCAGUGGUAAAGCAACAUCUGGCUCCGGGUGGAGAACUGUCCUCUCCUUUUAUGAAAGAACUUUAGGUCGUUUUAUUGUAAUGGUUAUUUCAAAUAUACACAGACAAUGCUGGCACACAGAAGUAACAUUGAUGCAAGGCACGAUUACCAUGACCCCAUACCAGGUUUCCAAAUAUAGCAGCAAGUUUUUUAAUCUAAUCUAGAGAAGUCCAAUGGGUAUUAUUACAUCCACUAUUACAAGUGGGAUGUUAAUGAAAAUGGAAGGAAAGUACGAGUUAAUUUGGCCACACAGGCUUAUGGCAAUGCCUACAGCUGUGAAGUCCACAAGGCAGAAUAAACUGACCAUCACAAACAACACCUUCUGGAAAAUGAAGAUGAUGACUUCCCUAAGACUGUGUUCAAUAUGAAACGUGAGCACUAGGAUUCAGUUUCAAAAACAAUGCAAGAGUAAACUGCAUACAGUAAGACUUUGUAUUUCAAUACUAGAGUUCGAUCUCUAAGGAAAAACUAUAUCUUAUCUUAAAAUACCAAAUAUGCUGGCAGUGCAUCUUACAGUACUGUGUGUUUCAGCCACUGUUAAGGCUUGAAGAGAAUUGUGUUCCCCCCUCAGCAGCCACUGAGCAACGUUCCCCUUUUAACAAGGAAAGCACUGAACCGCUGACACAAGGAAGGCUAAGGAUUCCAGGCUGCCCUGGCAAACGAGCUCCCGUCCUGCAGGCAGCUAUGGCCUUACUGCACUACGUUCCCUAAAAGGAAUCCUAGCACCGCUUAAGUUCAACGCUGAAAAUUCUUCAUAUUAGCGCCCUCUGGUACGAUACCAUUGAAAUCAAUGGAGGACUUGGGGCCUGUGUACCUUGCCUUCAGAGUUCAUCCCCUCAAAACAAGGCUUCAUAGUUCUCACAAUUAAGCUACUUGAAGUUGUAGCUGCUCACAGUUCACAGCAGAAAUCAGCAAAACCCUUAAGAACUAAAACACUCAAAGAAUAAUUCAUUAUGUCUGCAUGGGGUGUGUUUUUAAAUCAGCAAUUGGUGCUAGCCUGAAAACACCAGCUGCUUAAAAGCCUUUCAGCAUUACACUGGUGACCGUAAAGACAGAAAGCAUAGGGCUUUUUCUUCCUUCUACAGCUCCUCGCCUUCACUAGUUCAGAACACAUCCCUCCUUGUAAGGACAAAUAUAAAACUCAAGGUCGAUGUAUUGCAGAGGGACAAGGUUUGAAAAAUCAGAUUUUUCUUUUCCAUGAAAUUAAAACAAUAUUCUGCCAAGUUGGAAGCAACCUACAAAUUACUACAACACUUCAUUUGCAGCAAGCAUUUCCAACAACAAAAGAAUCC